Messenger RNA from Prunus armeniaca (apricot), 447 nucleotides. Lineage: Eukaryota; Viridiplantae; Streptophyta; Magnoliopsida; Rosales; Rosaceae. The record is from the annotation of a GenBank genome assembly.
AUGGACACAGAACUCCAACUCAUAAAAAACCUACCUGCACAAAUACUGCGCAGAAAUUCAUCAUCAAACUGCAGGACUGACCCGGAAAUCGACGAUGAACAUCGAUACACAAGCUUGAGGGACAUCAUAUUGAACUCGCCACAACACAGCACCACAAUCCCGGAGGAGAGUGACUUUGAAUUCGACCCUUCGAACAUCACGAUUCGAAACCAGCUGGUGAAGCGUGCAGCCUCAGCAUAUGUGCAGUCAGCUGCAAUAUUGGCCAGCGGUCGAAACCAAAACUUCAUUGCGAGCUUCUGGGGGAGGCUUAGGGGCAAUGUGACAUCAGGUACACGCUGGUACGCUUAUGUUAGGAGCCCAAUAGAAGCUUGUUUCAGGCCUAUUUUGCAGUUUUUAGCUUGCAUGGUUUGGAAUGUGAGGACCACAUUGAACAUUCCAAUCUCUUGA